AUCCUCCCUCCUCGCACCACUCCACUGCAAAGGCGGAGCAGUUCCACUGCCGCUCACCACGCACGACCGAUCGCCAUGGCCGGCGGCAACCUCAAGAACUUGGUCAUCGCCUUCCUCGUCCCGCUCCCCUCCAUCCUCUUCUACCUCUCCUUCGUCCGUCCCGGCGGCAAUGCCGACGCCGGCCCGCUCUCCUCGUGGUGCGCCGAGCACCCGCUCCUCCUCGCCAACGUCCUCUUCUUCCUCAACGUCAAUGUCCUCUUCUGGCUCGUCGGCCUCCUCCUCUCCAACCACUGGCUCAUCGACCUGUACUGGACCGUCAUCCCGGUGAUGCUGCUGCACUACUACCGGGGCCACCCGGCGUCCGUGACGGAUGCAGUGAGGUCAGCAGUGGUCGUAGCGCUCACCUGGGUGUGGAGCGCCAGGCUCACGCACAACUACCUGCGCCGCGAGGGUUGGGAGUUUGGCAAGAGGGAGGACUGGAGGUUCAAUGAGAUGCGGGGACAGUACGGCAAGACCUGGUGGUGGAUGUCAUUCUUUGCCGUCUACCUCUCCCAGCAGGUGUUCCUGAUCAGCAUCUGCCUGCCCAUGUACGCAAUCCACUCCAGCAACCAGCCAUGGGGCAUUUGGGACGUCGUGGCCACAGCCGCCUGCAUUGCCGGAAUUGUCAUCGCUCACUUCGCCGAUACCCAGCUUCACAAGUUCGUGACCAAGAACGAGAAGCUGAAGCAGCUGGGCGAGCCAACUGUCCCCACCCUCGAGGACGGCCUGUGGUGGUACUCGCGCCACCCCAACUACUUCGGCGAGCAGCUCUGGUGGUGGGGCCUGUAUCUCUUUGCCUGGAACCUGGGCCAGCAAUGGAUGUUCGUGGGGCCCCUCGUUAACACCCUUUGCCUUGGCUAUGUCACCGUGCUCGUGGAGAGGCGCAUGCUGAAGCAGGAGCACCGAGCUGAGGCCUACAAGCUGUACCAGAAGAGGACCUCUGUGUGGAUCCCCUGGUUCAGGAAGUCUGUCCCAGAACUGAAGCAGAAGGAGACCUAAUCUCAUGUUGUAGUUUACUAUUUGGGUCUUUGCCCCUUGUCCAGGUUGUUCACCAUGCUGUUGUUCCAUCCUGUAAUGUCGAGUACUUGUCGUUUCAUCCCUUUGUGCAAUUAACUGUGCAUGAACUGUACUAGCUUGUAUCAUGAUCACCUGUUUAAGGUGUAAAUUAAUAAUAAUGUAUCUACAAUGAUCUGCCUAA
This is a messenger RNA of Setaria italica (foxtail millet), 1237 nucleotides long. RefSeq lists its product as uncharacterized. Gene Ontology annotation, molecular function: oxidoreductase activity, acting on the CH-CH group of donors. The record is from RefSeq and is a predicted model, not a curated record. Gene Ontology annotation, biological process: lipid metabolic process. Gene Ontology annotation, cellular component: membrane. The transcript is spliced from 3 exons. The coding region runs from base 76 to 1038 and encodes 320 amino acids. NCBI's taxonomy places the organism in Eukaryota, Viridiplantae, Streptophyta, Magnoliopsida, Poales, Poaceae.